Molecule: messenger RNA, 6042 nt
Organism: Rhineura floridana
Lineage: Eukaryota; Metazoa; Chordata; Lepidosauria; Squamata; Rhineuridae
Gene: PLRG1
Product: pleiotropic regulator 1
Exons: 15
Coding region: 447-1997 (516 amino acids)
Biological process (GO): mRNA splicing, via spliceosome
Cellular component (GO): catalytic step 2 spliceosome; precatalytic spliceosome; Prp19 complex
Molecular function (GO): protein binding
Source: RefSeq, a predicted model, not a curated record
CUCAGGGCGGUGUGUGUAGGGUUCCGCUUUGGCUCAUUGGCACUGCCGUGGAAUCCGGCUUUCGAGAACGCCGCCCUCCCAUCUCACCCCGCUCCCGAGAGACGUAAACGACCACGCGACCAACGCCAGCUAAACCUAAAAGUGUGUGUAGGGUUCCGCUUUGGCUCAUUGGCACUGCCGUGGAAUCCGGCUUUCGAGAACGCCGCCCUCCCAUCUCACCCCGCUCCCGAGAGACGUAAACGACCACGCGACCAACGCCAGCUAAACCUAAAAGCGCUCCAGCUACUCGGCGAGCUCACGCACGCGCUGUAGGGAGGAGGACGUCAGUUCCGUUACGGCAAAAGCAAGCGCCGGAAAUGGUUCCUUCUUACUAACGGGCUUGGGUCUGGUGUAGGGUGUAUAGCCGCUUGGUCGAGUGGUUCUUGUUGAAAAGGCAGGCUGGCACCAUGGUGGAGGAAGUGCAGAAGCACUCCGUGCACACCCUUGUGUUCAGGUCUUUGAAGAGAACUCAUGACAUGUUUGUGGCUGACAAUGCAAAGCCAAUAUCUUUGGAUGAAAGGAGCCACAAAGUGAAGAUGACAGUUAAACUACGUACAGAGUAUGCUUCUGUGCUUCACAUGCCUGUAUUGAAAGAAAAUGCUCGAGAGAAGGGUUCUCAUGGUGUAAUUGAUUCAUAUGAACACAAGCAGUAUCUUCAAAAUCAAGGAGAAGAUAAUGAAUAUUUGAUAACAGGAACACAUCCAUAUCCCCCUGGACCUGGAGUGGCUUUGACUGCAGACACUAAAAUUCAGAGGAUGCCUAGUGAAUCAGCAGCUCAGUCGUUAGCUGUGGUGCUGCCACCUUCUCAAUCCAAAAUAGAUUCGAAUCGAACUGCUGCUGGUGUAGGUGAUAUAUACAGACAUGCUGGGAUUCCCGAACGUUCACAGCCUCCUGGUUUGACCAUGGCUAUGAUGGAAGCUGGUGGGAACAAAAAUUCUGCAUUAAUGGCGAAGAAGGCUCCAACAAUGCCAAAACCACAAUGGCAUCCCCCAUGGAAGCUGUACAGAGUUAUCAGUGGACACUUGGGCUGGGUGAGAUGUAUUGCAGUCGAACCAGGAAAUCAGUGGUUUGUUACUGGCUCUGCUGACAGAACUAUAAAGAUCUGGGACCUUGCUAGUGGCAAACUGAAACUGUCUUUGACAGGACAUAUUAGUACAGUUCGAGGUGUAAUAGUGAGUGCAAGGAGUCCAUAUCUCUUCUCUUGUGGAGAAGAUAAACAGGUGAAAUGUUGGGAUCUUGAAUAUAAUAAGGUUAUUAGGCAUUACCAUGGUCACUUAAGUGCUGUGUAUGGCUUGGAUUUGCACCCAACAAUAGAUGUGCUUGUAACAUGUAGUAGAGAUUCAACAGCACGUAUUUGGGAUGUGAGGACAAAAGCUAGUGUGCACACAUUGAUAGGACACACAAAUGCGGUGGCAACAGUGAAGUGCCAAGCAGCAGAACCACAGAUUAUCACAGGAAGUCAUGAUACUACUAUACGACUCUGGGACUUAGUGGCAGGAAAAACACGGGCCACUUUAACAAAUCACAAGAAAUCAGUACGAGCAGUAGUACUGCAUCCAAGACAGUACACAUUUGCAUCUGGAUCCCCAGAUAACAUUAAACAGUGGAAAUUUCCUGAUGGAAACUUUAUUCAAAAUCUUUCUGGUCAUAGUGCUAUUAUCAAUACACUAGCUGUGAAUUCAGAUGGAGUUCUGGUUUCUGGAGCUGACAAUGGCACAAUGCAUCUUUGGGAUUGGAGAACUGGGUAUAACUUCCAGAGGGUGCAUGCAGCUGUACAGCCUGGCUCAUUGGACAGUGAAUCUGGAAUAUUUGCUUGUGCAUUUGAUAUGUCUGAAAGCAGACUGCUUACUGCUGAAGCUGAUAAAACUAUUAAAGUCUACAGAGAAGAUGAUACAGCGACUGAAGAAACUCAUCCUGUCAGCUGGAAACCAGAAAUCAUCAAGAGAAAACGAUUUUAAUGAGAAUCUACCUGAAUAGCUGUGCCAUAAUCCUAACUCUGAUGACAAAGCCUGAACUCUGCUAAAGUCAUUGCUUUGUUUAGUUUGCAUUUUUUAUAUUAUAUAUGGCUUCCCCCUUGGACUUUAUCCUCUCUCUGAUCCCAGGGAAUCAGCUGAAGCUGUUAUACACAUCUGAAGAAGUGAAAGUUUGUUUAAUAAAAUGGUAAUGUGCUGAUGAUCUGUAUGCAUGUCAUUCUGUGUGGGCAGAAAGUAAUAUGAAUCUCUUCUGCUCUUUUCUUGUAUUCUCUUUCCCUCCUUUGAUGGAAAAGUAUAUAUUUAAUUUUGAAGAAGUCCUUCCACCUCCUGCUUAAGAAAAAGCCUCUUCUAUUUGGUACUUUAUCCUAGAACACCAAAUAGUAAAACUGUCAAGGAGGGGGAAAAGCCACUGUAGUAAUGAUUUAUGUCCUUAAUACAAUGUGCUAUUUUGUUGAGCUGUAAUGCAAUAAAAGAUAAAUUUCUUUUCCAGUUUGUUUUUAGGCUUUAACAACUAAAAUACCGAACUAAACUGUGCUGUUAUGUUGUGUGUGUGUGUGGUUCUGUUUUAAGUCAUGGUUUUAGUUUUGCCCAUCUCAUACCUGAAUUUUGUUUAAAAUUUUACUCUUAAAACAUUUUCCGAUGUGUGUCUUUCCGUUUUUUCCAUUCUCCAUUAGCAAACUGUUUAAAAUGCCAGUAUGACAUUCCACAAAAGAGGUAGAAUAGCAACUCUGAAAUGACACAUGCUUUUUGGAUGGAAUCAAAAUAGCCUUGUGAGCAAGUGGGAAAUGCUUCCGCAUAUGAUGGGAUGGGUUACCAGUUUUGCUUUCUGACUGCAGUACUUCACAUGGCAUUGAAUUCUGCUCUGGUGGGUCCUGUGACUUUCAGGUACAAUUUUUCAGAGAGUGUGAGGGGCAUUUGAAAUAACUUGCUAGAAAAGCCACUGUGUGCUAAGAAUUCCUUUGGAUUGUGCCAACAACUUGGAGAGCAUUCCCAAGAUGCACAGAAACUCGUACGUUGCCAUUUAAUUGCUCUGUUUCCAUUCUUACACAAGGUUUUAUAAAACAUGGGUUGGAUAUCUUGUAGCACCUUCACUCAUGUUGUUCUAAUAGCACCAAUAAGACCAUAUAUUAGAUACCUAUCUACAUAGAAAUUUAAUAUUGCCAGUGAUAUAUUUAGUUUGUCAUAUCGAUUGCUAUCCACCUAAUUCCGUAAAAUCUCCAAAACGAGGGAUGAGUAUGUUGUCAUUAAUUUAUGCAGGAACUGUACAUUUUGGAGACAUGUUUAAUUGCAGAUAAGAUGUACUGCAGAUAUGUGCUAAUGUAAUUAUGCUGUAGGUUUUUUAAAAAAGCUUUGACCUCUUGAAAUAGCUUUAAUGUUUCCUUGAUAAUCUGACUAAUGGUGUAUGUGCUAAUCUUAAACACACUGAAGCUGUGGUCCAAAGCAUGAAUACGUAGAGGUAACUUAUGGAGACUUAAUUCCAAAUAGACAUGUUUAGGAUUUGGGGUACAAUUCUCAUUGAAACAAAUGGGAUUGCUCUGCAUCUGUAGGGGCUAUAAUUCUAAAAACAGCUCAUUUAGUAGGUCUCUUCUGUAUGCACUCGAUAUUGUCUGCUCAUGGAAGGAACGAUCUGACAGCUCACGUUAGUAUUGUAUGAGAGAGAAUGGAAUUAAAAUACAUUUUACUGCUUGUAGAAGCAUACAAUCUGCUAUAGAAGCUACCUAUUUUAUCGUUCUCAUGCAACCUGUUGUACAAAGAUUUGCAAAACAGUGCUAAAGGCUGUUUUCAUUAGGUUCACAGUUCUUCAGAUCCAACCCAAUGUAGCUUUACUUAGGAAACAAUUGCUUGUAAUAUAUUGAGCGAUUGGAUACUAAUCUUUUAACUAAUAUUGGUUGCAUUCCAGCUGGAAAGACUAUAGUUUGUUGAUUGCCAUUUGGCUGGUGUACUUGGUAUCAAAUCAAUUUAUGGUAGGGUUUCAGAAAGUAACUAUAUUUUACAUACUGUUGGGACUCUGCUUCAGAACUAUUAGCCUGAGCCUGUACUUGGAGCAAAGUCAAAAUCUUUGUUCUGUGCAAGCAGAAGCCCCCAAGCGCGUGUGUAUGUGCACACACACAUUUUUUUAAGCACUCUGCUGGGCGUAAUUCUGCUCUCCUGGUAGGGAGAAUUUGAGGAGUCAAUUUAGGACUGAGACUGAUAAAUAUGGUGGCCUGGAAACCUAAAUCGCUCGGAAGGCAUGGAUUUCUAGUUUGUAGCUGCUUGGCUUUCCCAAGAGGCUUGCUAAACAAGUCACAGCAGUCAUUUAGCCUGCAACUGACCAACAAACAUUACCAGUGAUUGAGACACUAAAAAGCCAGAAAAGUCCAGACCAGGAACUCACUGCUGAUCGUAACUGCAAGCUGGUUGCUUGUGCCAAUGUAAAAAUGUACCAGUUCUUUGAAAUACUUUUAAUUAAGAAGUCUUACAGAUAUGUUGUGAAAGGUCAGCUGCACAAUUAUGACAUUUAAUAGAACAAUAUCAUUUGUUAGGAUCAGAUUGAGAGUCAUAAUGAUGAAGGCCUCAUUUCAGAGAGAAAUCUGCACUGCCAACACAGCAGUUUAUAGAGUUAGUCAAUUGUUGUGUUUAGGGUGAUGGGACAGGACUCUGGGACAUGGAAAAUAGUUUUGAGUUACACUGAGUAAUAGUCAUACUUAAGUAAACCUACUAAAAUCAAAUUAAGUCAAUUGAUUUCAGUGGGUUUAUUCUGAUUAUGACUUGGUUAGAAAUAGCAGCUUGUAACAGAACUACCUUUGCAACCAUUACUGAAUGAAUGAUGUCUUGUAGGUGUGUAAUAGAAGAGCUAUUGCCAUUUACAAAUUCAGCCUAGAACAGUUUGGAAAGAAUAUGAGGUGUAAAAAUCUUGGGCGGACGUGCUGUACCAUAAAUUGUCCUUCAGACUGAAAACAAUUUUUUUAACCAAACUAAUAUUAAAACAAGCUUCAUAUGGUUAGACCUACUGACACAAGGAGUACAUUCAAUAUUACAAGUAUGUCCACACAUUUCAUGAAGUUUAGAAGCAGAAAAGCUCUUUGUCCUUGCCACAUUAUGUAUAGGAAAAAUGCAACUAAUAUUCCUAUAUAGUUAAAUAAUGUUAUAACUGCUGUCAGUAGUAGCUUUCACAAGGAACUAAGUGGUUCAAAUGUAGGCCUGAGGGAGAAAGGACAGCACAGAUGCUAGAGAGCAGUUUUUAUUUAUUUGGAUCUUUAAUUAGUAUUUUCAUUACUUAGUUAUAUUUACAUUCACACUGUGAAAUGUGAUGAUUAGAACAAUGAUUUUCCCCCAUAGUAGUUUGACACCAUGGCUAGGAGAGUCAUGCCUGCUAGGUAAAGAUGUCCCUAGAAAUAUGAAGGAUUAUGGCUGCAAUCCUAAGCACACUUAACAAGGAAGGAAGCGCCAUUAGACACAGUGGAACUUCCUUACAUUUGCAUAGGAUGGAGCUGUAAAGCGAAGGGAUCACCGAACCAGUGUCAAACAAGUGGUGGAACAGGAAAACGCAGUUGGCUUUAGUAAACUAUGAAUCUUGCCCAUGUUGGUACUUAGCAAUUUAUUUCAGAUCAUGUGUGUGGAGGACAUCUUUGAUGCUUUUUUCUUAAUGAUGGAAGCUUAGAAACCAAGAAGACUCCAUGUUACUUGAGAGUCAGAUCCUGUUCAGAGUGUUUCAAAUUGGAAUUGGAACUCUGAUAACUCCCUUUUUUUUGGUGGAAUGCACUGUUCUGAGUGUGUAAAAUCAUUCCCAUUUGAGUUAAAUGGGGUUUGGGGUUUUAUAUUGUGUAUAACUAGGAAGGAAAUCACUUUUCUUGUAACCUAAUUGCAAGUUUUAUGUGACUGGCUAUGAUGAUAAUUGGUUUGCUGUACAUUAAAGCAUGCACUGCAAAUUAGAGUAAGAAUGUUAUCAUUUGUUAAUGGAAGACUAGGCAACAAAACGUAAGUAUUUUAGAGUUUUAAAUAAAAUAUUGAGUAUUCUUUGCAACUUAUGAAUAAAAUUUUAAUUACAGAA